UUUGAAAAUGUCGGUUGCAGAUGCUGCCUGGCCUGCUGAGCUCCUCCAGUAUUUUGUGUGUGUUGCUUCCUCUACCUCCUCUUGCUCUGGACUUUUCUACCGGUUAAAAAUGAGAAGGAAUUCGUCUCCAGGAAGCUCAAACACGGCACAACAGUUUUGUUGUCUCUGUCUAGAUAUUUAAUAAGUGGAGCAAGGGAUUCAAUCGACCAUCCUUCCUACUCACACUGUGGGGAGGGAUUCACUUGGUCAUCUGAACAACUCGCAAGCCCGUCACUUUACACAGGAGAAAGGCCUUUCACCUGCACAGACAGUGGGAAUGGAUUCACUCGGUUAUCACAAUUGAAGGUACAUCAGCAAGUUCACACUGGGCAAGGCCAUUCACCCGUUCUGUGUGUGAGAAGGGGUUCAGUCGGUCAUCCCACCUGUGGCACACUAGUCAGUUCACACUGGGCAGAGGCUGGUCAUCUGCUGAAUUUCUGGGAAAGGAUUCACUCAGUCAUCUGACCCAAUGGCUCACCAGCGAGUUCACACUGGGGAGAAGCCAUUCACCUGCUCAGACUGUGGGAAAGGAUUUACACAGUCAUCUACCCUACUGGUACACCAGCGAGUUCACACUGGGGAGAAGCCAUUUACCUGCUCAGACUGUGGGAAGAGAUUCACUAAUUUAUCCAACCUACAGAGACAUCAGCGAGUUCACACUGGGGAGAAGCCGUUCACCUGCUCAGAAUGUGGGAAGAGAUACGCUGACUCUUCCACCCUACAGAGUCAUCAGCGAGUUCACAGUGGAGAGAGGCCAUUCACUUGCUCAGAAUGUGGGAAGAGAUUCACUAAUUUAUCCAUCCUGCAGAGACACCAGCGAGUUCACACUGGGGAGAAGCCGUUCACCUGCUCAGAAUGUGGGAAGAGAUUCAAUCAGUUAUCCCACCUACAGAGUCAUCAGCGAGUUCACAUUGGAGAGAGGCCGUUCACCUGCUCAGUCUGUGGGAAGAGAUUCACUCAUUUAUCCAGCCUACAGAGACAUCAGCAAGUUCACACUGGGGAGAGGCCGUUCACCUGCUCAGUCUGUAGGAAGAGAUUCACUCAUUUAUCCAGCCUACAGAGACAUCAGCGAGUUCACAGUGGAGAGAGGCCAUUCACCUGCUCAGUCUGUGGGAAGAGAUUCACUAAUUUAUCCAGCCUACAGAGACAUCAGCGAGUUCACAGUGGAGAGAGGCCAUUCACCUGCUCAGAAUGUGGGAAGGGAUUCACUCAGUCAUCCACCCUACAGAGUCAUCACCGAGUUCACACUGGGGUGAAGCCGUUCACCUGCUCAGUCUGUGGGAAGGGAUUCACUCGGUCAUCCCACCUAUGGAGUCACCAGCGAGUUCACACUGGGGAGAAGCCUUUCACCUGCUCAGUCUGUGAGAAGGGAUUCAACCAGUUAGCUAACCUACAGAAUCACAUGCGAGUUCACACUGGGGAGAAGCCGUUCACCUGCUCAGUCUGUGGGAAGGGAUUCACUCGGUUAGCUAACCUACAGAAUCACCUGCGAGUUCACACUGGGGAGAGGCCAUUCACUUGCUCAGUCUGUGGGAAGGAAUUCACUCAUUUAUCCAACCUACAGAGACAUCAGCGAGUUCACACUGGGGAGAGGCCGUUCACCUGCUCAGUCUGUGGGAAGGGAUUCACUCGGUUAGCUAACCUACAGAAUCACCUGCGAGUUCACACUGGGGAGAAGCCGUUCACCUGCUCAGACUGUGGGAAGGAAUUCACUCAUUUAUCCAACCUACAGAGACAUCAGCGAGUUCACACUGGGGAGAGGCCGUUCACCUGCUCAGAAUGUGGGAGGAGAUUCACUGACUCUUCCACCCUGCAGAGUCAUCAGCGAGUUCACAGUGGAGAGAGGCCGUUCACCUGCUCAGAAUGUGGGAAAGGUUUCACUCGGUCAUCUACCCUACUGGUACAUCAGCGAGUUCACACUGGGGAGAGGCCGUUCUCCUGCUCAGUCUGUGGGAAGAGAUUCACUAAUUUAUCCAGCCGACAGAGACAUCAGCGAGUUCACACUGGGGAGAGGCCGUUCACCUGCUGAGAAUGUGGGAAAUUAUUCACUCAGUCAUUCACCCUGCAGAGACAUCAGCGAGUUCACACUAGAGAGAGGCCGUUCACCUGCUGAGAAUGUGGGAAAGGAUUCACACAGUCAUCCCACCUAUUGGCACACCUGUCAGCUCACAGUGGGGAGUGGCCAUUGUUAUGAAUCCCUAGGUUUUGUUUGCUGUGGACUUUCAUUUUAAGAGAGAGAGAGGGAGAGAUUAAAAAGACAAAUCAGUCUGAUUUGCAGCUUGUUUACAUUGUGUGCAGCUUGUUUAGUUUUAACCGAGGACACAAACACACAGAGACAGACGGAGACGAAGGAGGAAAAAUGGAAGAAUUGAAACCAGGGAACUAGUGGCCAAGGGUCACUGUUUGUAACUUUCCUUUGCCCACAAGGGUGGACAAAUUAUCGAUUCACCGUACAUCGAAUGUGUGGUUGUCACCUCAUUUGAUCCAUAGCAGAGGAUCUGAUUUGGGGUAUCCUGUGGAGACCACUUAUGUGUUAACUCUUGCCUGGCUGUGGUGUGGUAGUUCACUUGAAGAUGAUACCCCUUAUGACAAGUCACUUCGGGUGAUAAUUAGUAUGUGGAUUUGGAAGGAUGACAGAUAAAAUCUACAGCGACUGUUGGUCUCGUUUUACCACCAUGAAACCUGUGGAAUAUGACAUAAUCGCCUUCUCUCAACAUUUAUCUCUCUCUCAUCACCUAUUCUGUAGUUGAACUGAACUUUCAUACUUUACCAUCUCAAGACUCCAAGCCUUGUUUCCCCCGAGCUCAAUAGUUUGGGAGUUUAUUUCUACAGAUUUAUACACAUAACACUCAUGAGGAAAUCUGCAGAUGCUGGAAAUUCAAACAACACACACAAAAUGCUGGUGGAACCCAGCAGGCCAGGCAGUAUCGAUAAGGAGAAGAAAUGUUGACGUUGCAGGCUGAGAGCCUUCGUCAGGACUAACUGAAAGGAAAGAUACAAAGAGAUUUGAAAGUAGUGGGGGGAGGGUGAAAUGCAAAAUGAUAGGAGAAGACUGGAGGUGAUGGGAUGAAGCUAAGAGCUGGAAAGGUGAUUGGCGAAAGUGAUGCAGAGCUGGAGAUGGGAAAGGAUCAUUGGACAGGAGGCCUCAGGAGAAAGAAAGGUGCGGGGGAAGCAUCAGAGAGACAUGGAAAACAUGCAAACAAUUAAAUAUGUCAGUGAUGGGGUAAGAAGUGGAAGAGGGGCAUUAACGGAAGUUAGAGAAGUCAAUGUUCAUCCCAUCAGGUUGGAGGCUACCCAGCCGGUAUAUAAGGUGUUGUUCCUCCAACCUGAGUUUGGAUUAAUUUUCACAGUAGAGGAGGCCAUGGAUAGACAUAUCAGAAUGGUAAUGGGACGUGGAAUUAAAAUGUGUGGCCACUGGUAGUAGUCUGUUGCUGCUGGUUCGUUUCUAAAGUGUUAUGGUUUAUAACAAAAUGGGGCCUGCGUCUGGGAUAUAAACAACUUUAAGGAUUGAUUUAAUAUCGAUUUCAUUGGAUAAAUCCCUUUUGAUUUAUUUCUGUGUGGAAAAUCAGCAGCAAUGGUUGUUGAUAGAUAUCUGGAAGUGUGAACCUCUCAAGCAUUAGAGGACACCAGAAGGAUUGAUUUAUUGAGUAUUGCUAGAAUGUUAAUACUUGCUAAGGUGAAAUUGACAAUCAGGAGGGUGCAGAUGCAGAGGAUAAUAGCUGAACAUUAUGUAUCUGAGGGUGUGUUUAAAGUGGAGGAGUUGGAGGUGUUUCCUGAAAGUAAACCUCGUGAGCUUGAGCUCCAGUACAAGUUAGAAAAAUUGAAGAUGGAGGCUCCGGAAAGGCAGAGGCAAUUUCAAGCUGGAGAGGCAGAAAAGCAGAAAGAAGAUUCUCUUACAAAGUCUAAUUAAGGGAAAGGCUUAGCAAGCCUAUACUGCUUUGACAGUUGCUGAAGCAGCUUAUUAUUUACUUAUUUAUGCUGACCCAAUCAUCGCCACUGGGCUAUAAAUGUGCAGGAGCAGUGUGUGGUUCAGUGCUUUGCUCAAGGACACUCACGCUGCCUCGGCUGAGGCUCAAACUCAUGACCUUCAGAUCGCUAGUUCACCACCUUAACCACAUGGUCACGCACCACACAUUAUGACCCAGUGAAACAGGCUGUGCUCAAAGCUUACGAGUUAGUCCCAGAAGCAGACAGGCAAAAGUUUAGAAAUUUGAAGAAAUCUGUGGACCAGACAUGUGGAAUUUGCUUAUGAGAAACUUGUGUGCAUUGACCGCUGGUGCAUAUCUGAACAUGUAAAUGAUGAUUUUAACAGCUUGAAAGAGUUGGUUUUAAUUGAAGAAUUCAGAAGGUGCAUCCCUGAUGACAUAAAGACGUAUUUAGAUGGAAAUUAUGCUGCCACUAUGCAGGAAUCUGCUAGAUUAGCAGAUCGGUUUGCUUUAACUCAUAAAGUUAUGUUUACCCUGAAUAAGAGUUUCCAAAAGGCACUUGUCAAGUUGUGGGUAAACCUAAUGAGCUCGCCCCAGUGGCCUGUACCUGCAUUCGGUGAACCCUUUUCCAAAGUUGUAGUGGAUUGUGUUGGCCCAUUGCCAAAGACUAAAGCUGGCCAUCAGUAUCUGCUAACUAUUAUGUGUACUGCAUCCAGAUUCCCAGAGGCAAUGCCUCUCAGAAAUAUUAAAGCUAAAACUGUGGCGAAGGCUCUUACCAAGAUUUUCAGUUUAUUUGAUUUGCCUAAAGAAAUCCAGUCUGAUCAAUCAAGGAUGUAAUUUUACAUCUGGAUUAUUCUAGCAGGUAGUUUCUGAACUGGGAGCAAAACAAAUUGCAUCAUCUGCGUACCAUACAAGGGGCUUUAGAUAGAUUUCAUUCUACCCUCAAAACAAUGAUUAAGACAUAUUGUGUUGAAAAUGGAAUAGACUGGGAUGAAGGAAUACUUUUGCUUUUGUCCAGAUGAAGGAAUACAUUUGAUUUUGUCCACAGAAAGAGAGUCAGUACAGGAAUCACUGGGCUUUACUCCAUUUGAACUUGUAUUUGGUCGCAGAGUGACCUUUGACCUUGUUAAAAGGAACCGUGGAUUGCUGGGAUGUACAUGUUAACUCGUUAGACUAUGUUUUGAAGUUCAAAAAUAAACUACACCAAGCCUGUAGUCU
Hypanus sabinus (Atlantic stingray) is the source of this 5183-nucleotide messenger RNA. RefSeq names its product gastrula zinc finger protein XlCGF26.1-like. The record is from RefSeq and is a predicted model, not a curated record. NCBI's taxonomy places the organism in Eukaryota, Metazoa, Chordata, Chondrichthyes, Myliobatiformes, Dasyatidae. The transcript has 3 exons. The coding region runs from base 509 to 2068 and encodes 519 amino acids. Gene Ontology annotation, cellular component: nucleus.